AGCAAGAGCAUACAUACAAAAUGUAAAAUGCGUUGCGCUUGGUUGCGUACAUAAAUAAAUAUGUCGAUACUCUAACGGUAUGGUACGGUUGCGUGUAUGUUUGGUGUGCCUUCAUGAUUCAGUCUCGAAUUAAAAUACCCAAAAAAAAAAAUGUUAUAUAGGUAUUCAAAAUCGAAACUGAUGCACCUAGGUACACACACGUAACGUAUUGUUUGAAACAUGAAAGUCUCAAAGUCUGUUCGUGUCUGUACUCUGUGAGUAGUGUUCGUAAAUAUUUUCAUCGGAUUCUAUUAUUUCCCAAAAGACAUGGGGAAAACAAGCAAAGUGGUUAUUUGCGGGAUGAAAGGUGUUGGCAAAACCGCAAUCUUAGAGCAACUGAUUUACGGAAAUGUGAAUUUGAAAUCUUGUUUUUAUCCGACAAUAGAAGACAUUUACGUGGCUAACAUUGAAACCGAUCGGGGUAGUAAGGAGAGAGUCUGCUUCUACGAUACGGCAGGGCUGGAACCACCCAUCACAGGUCCACCACAAUCUCCGACACUGCAGCUCACAGCUAACCAAGUUCUUCAAAGACACUACAUCGGCUUCGCUGAAGGGUUUGUCAUGGUGUAUGACACUACGAAGCCGGAGUCUCUAGAUGUACUAAUGUAUUUGAAGAAGGAUAUAGAUAGAAAUAAGGAUAAGAAAGAGGUAGUAAUGUUAGUGAUCGGCAAUCGAACCGGCCCGGACGACCCCAACAGCCUUGAGAACACCUGCUCCAAAGCGUCCAGCUGGUGCUCGCGGGAGAAAAUCCGCCAUUUUGAAGUGUCAGCCAUGGACCGACCUUCCUUGUACGAGCCGUUCAUCUAUCUGACGUCACGCCUCAAUCCAGUGCAGAACAAGACCGCUUUCCCCCAACUGAGCACAUUGAGCAAGCUGACGCAGAAGAACAACAGGAGCGACGCUAUGUAACAGUUACUUCCUUGGCGCGACGACGCACGUGAUGUGUUGAAGGCGAGGCGUAUGAAACGGAACGUUUAUUAACUACCCAAGAUGGCGACUGUGGUUUAUGGUUUGUUUAUCAGUGCCAUUAGAAUUUAACGAAAUACUCCAUAAUCCGAAUUUUGCGGAUAUGUGUUGUCGACUCGAAAUCAAUAUUUUUUUAUGUUUUGUUAUUCAUAUAAGGUUUCGAUCGAGUCUACCGUACCCCUUGACGAAAUUAUUAAUAUAGAAAUGCAAUUUUAACUAUAAGGUUCCUUUUAAUUAAACAUUUACGAAAAGUAUUUAUUAAACUUAAUUUAUAAAAACAAAAAGUAUGCAUCUUAUAAGUAUUUUUCAAGUUAUAUCAAAAUCAAGUGAAUGUAUAGUUUUACCCGCUUUGCCCGUAGGCAGUGCCCAAAGCAGGUAUGCUGUCUGGGCAAAGCGAGUAUGCGAAAAUAAUAUCUUAUUCUAGGAAACUUUGGCAGCAAAUCAAAAAGGUAACUCAUAUCGUGCGCAUACCUGACAAUUUUACAAUCAAACCUGACAACUUAACUUUGGUUCAUUGGACAUAUUUAACGUUAGCAGUAAACUAUCAAAAGUAGAACACAAGUUAUAAAUUAACAGAAGAUAUUUAAAUUUAACUUUGCUUCUCUAACAUUAAUCUUAAACAUAGUAUAUAAUCAAAUCAACAAUUGUUGUAAACUCUCAAAAAGUAUAAAACGUAUUUUUUCCCCUAUAACUAAUAUAAUACUUUUUUAUAAUUAUGUAGUCGAGAUCUUUUUAGUCAUCUAGUGCACAAAAUAACAUAUUAAAAGUAAUUGAGAUCUUUUCAGUCAUUUACUAAUAAUAGCAUCAUCUUGAAAUUUAUUUUUUUACGUAGUUAAAGGCACAGAUCACAGUAGUAGGCUCCGAUGCCAGAAUAGCCUGUGCACGCCUCAUGCACCCAAGACUGACAGUCAUCACAUUUGAUCCAAUCUUCAUCGGGAGGGUCUGUGUACUUUUGCUGACAUAAGAAACAUACUUCGUCUUCUUCAGAGGCUUGUUUUGGUCCUGUUGUCGUUUUGCGGCUUGGCACAGUCUUCUUUUUACCUGAAGUGGAUGCCGUCGCUUUUUUGUUUCCUUUCUUGGUUGAUAUAUUUUUUGAUAUCUUUUUCUGCAAUUUUUUCAUUGGAACUUUCUGCUUCUUCAACUCAAUUUCUCGUUGCUGCUCCUUUAUGGGAGUGCUGGUUAAAAUUUCAGCCUUUUGCAAUUUUCUUUUACGUGAUGUUUUAGGAGCAGUUUGUUUAGGUGUUGGCCGAAUGUCCAUUGGGGUAACCUUUUUUGUUUUAGCUUGAUCAGGAUUAAUCGUUGAAGCUGAUUGUUUACUAAAAGCUUCAUCAACAGGUGCAGACUUCUCAUUAAAAUCCUCAAUAAUUUGAUCUAAUACUGAAGGUGAAACUGUGCGAUCGGAGUCUAUAGAACCACGUGGAUGAGUGUGAUAAGAAGGAAUUAGUGGAAAUUCGAUGGGUAUCUCGGAUUCGGAGUUUUGAUGGAGUGCAUCAGGUUCAACAACACUGGGUAUGACAUCAACAAUCUGAAGAACUUCAGAAGCUGUAAGCGCAGAAGUUGAAAUAUCAGAUACAUUUGGUGCUUCUGGUCUGUCAGUCAUUGUUGCAGGAAGAUAGUCAUCGUCAGUGAAUAUAAACCGGUUUGUUGGCCAAAUGCCAGUUGACUUGAAUCCUUUCACUGCAUUUUGAGGACUUGCUGCUUUCAAGUAUGCUUCUCCAAAUAACUUGGCUACGUCGUAUUGCGAGAUGAUUCGCCCCACAUGAUUUCGUUGAAAAACAGAAACUGCUUGUUCAAAAUAAGUUUUCAGUGGGCCGUAGAUGCAUCUGUCUAACGGCUGUGUCUGGUGAGUGGUACGUGGAGCCAAUGAAAUGAAGAUCACGUGGUUUUUUGAAGCAUAAUCCAGAGCUGGCAAAUAUUUGUGUGAGGAAUGAUUGUCCAAUAUAAGAAUAACUUUCUUUUCUUGAGUUGGUCUUGUCAUUGCCACGAAAUGUCGCAGCCAAUCCAAGAAAGUUGGACCAGAAAUCCAUCCAUUAUCAGUACAAACGGCUUCAGUGCCUGGUGGUGAUCCAUCCAACAGUCGUUCCUGCAUGCGUUUUCGUCCAAAUAUCAUAAACGGUGGUAUAAAACCGCCAGCUGCAUUGCAACAGCAUACGAUUGUUGUCAAUUUUCCUCUUUCGACACUAGAUAUGACUCCUACUUGCUUUUUGCCUGUUUUUGAGAGAACUUUUGGAGGCUUGUUGCUGGUUGUUUGGAUGCCCGUUUCGUCAACAUUAUAAAUUCUCGUAGCAUCUACUUUGUGUUUGUCAAUCUGCUCUUCUAGGAGAUUGAAGAAUCUUUCCACCUGUGGCCUAUUAAAUCCUCGGGCACGAGCUACUGAGGUCGGUUCGGGUUGUCUCAAUGUAACUUCAGGAUGUCUGAUUCUAAAACUUUUGUACCAAUCAUCUCCUGCAGUAUUUUGUUUGAAUAGAUGAGGUAUAUUAUUGGCUGUUGCAUACUCGAAAGCCAGACGGCAAAAUUCUUGUUUGUUCAGGCCAUAAAACAAGUUGUCCAUGUGAAAUAAAUAUUCAAUUAAUUCUGUUUCUUGUUCUUCUGUAAAAACGCAACGAAAUCGGCCAAGACUUUUUUCCGCAGAACCUUUUUUAAUAUGUCUUUGUAGAGUUGACAAAUUAAUACCAUAUCUUUUAGCAGCAUUCCUGACUGAUGUUUUUCCUGCCUCUUCCAUUGCUAGCUUCAUGGUUGUAACAUCCCACGAUGCCUGUUGAGUUUUUCUUUUGUAUUUCUGAACCAUCUGGAAAGGAAAUAAAAGUAAUAAUUUAUAUUAUUAAAUAUAGGGCAAAACGGGUAGGGGCAAAUCAGGUACCCGUUUUACCCCUACCCUCUUUGCCUAAAAACACGUUUUAAAUGUUCGACAACAUAACCUGAAAGCCUUAAUCGAUAAUGAAACAGUUUAUUAGGAAUUCAAAGCUAAAUUCAUGAACAAAAACACAUGCAAACUUACAAAAAGACUAUUCAAGCCACAAUAGAAUAAUUCGAGUUCACAUACCUUGAUAUUUUUUAACAAAAUCUCCGAAAAACAACUUUUGUCACUCCCACAAAAACUACGCGACUCCGGCGCCUCGGCCAAACUGACGCUUGUUGGGAUUUGUUCGGGUGUUCCCGCACACUUUUGCUUUUGCUAUAAUUCAUUGAACAUAUUGACAAUCGCGCUGACCUGCUUUGGACCAUGUACCCGCUUUGGGCCCCCUUCCGUGUAAUCAGGACUAUUUGUAUCGAAUGCGUAAAGACGGCAUCGCUUAAACCCAUUUUUUUAUAUUGUCAGCCAUGUUAGGUGGCUGUAAUGUUUCAUUUAAUAAUGUGCAAAAUUUUGUGUUCGUGAUAGAACAAGAAAAUAAAAAAUCUUGUUUAACCCUUUACACCCGAGAGAUGAAAUUCUUUUAAAUACUGUUAAAAUGUGGUAUAUUCGUUUUGUUAGCAUUCAUAACAGAUAGGAAAAAUAAUGAAAAAAAUCCUGUUGGUGCUGGUCUCCCACAAUCAGACCCUCACGAUCGUGAGCUUCAGGAAUUAAAUGUAAGUCGCACGAUCGUGAGUCUGUGUCAUCUUCGCAUUGUAUCUGAGCUGAAUUAUGAAAAUAAAACAAGUUUCUGAGAUAUACUCUUUAUUUAUAGUAAAAAAAUAUAAAAAAUUAAUUUUUUAGUAAUAAUUUGUACUAUACCAAGUAUUUAUUCUUAUAACAUAAAUUUUAAAGAGAUCAACCGUUACAGUUUCGGAACUAUAUUUAGUAACAUUAAUUAGCCUUAUUAAUAAGUAGAAACCGGGCCCAGGGCUCCGAAAUUUCUUGGUUGAGGAUGCAACCGACAAAUAAGCUUUCAAAAAAAUUAGAGACAGAGAAAAUCAGUCUACUUCUUAUGAUAAGUCUUAAAACAAUUUUUGUCACGAGACAAACACAAAUAAACAUCACAUUUCUCGCAUUUUAUUUUAGAUCGACUGUUAUAGUCUUCUAAUCUGCAAGAUCUCGGCGCUUUUAUAUCAUCACUAAUAGGGUAAUGUUCAUAGCCAUCAUAUCUUUUUGAUUCCGUGGGUGCUAAUGAUGGCCUAUAUAUUUUAUAAUCCCGACGAGGUACUCGAGCAGUUAUAUCUUCGUCGCAAUCUUCUCUUGGUCUACGAUCGGGUAAAGAUGAUAAACUGUUAGCAACAUCCAUGCGGAAGUCAAGAAGUGGCAUUGUGUCUUUUCUGGGAAAUUUAUUUGCGACACAAUCGUUCUUGUAAAGCCUCCAAGAAUUAACGAUUGAGAGAUCUAAAAAGUGAAUCAAAACUUUUAUUGUCCAUUUUUUUGUCUUUAUAAAUGUUCUGUAAUAUUCCAUUUGUUGGUCGAGUACAUCAACACCACCCAUGUGUUGAUUGCAAUUAGUGACAAUUUUUGGAGCUGCAACAUCGACGUAAACUUUAUUUUUUCUGUCCCAUCUUUUAACGUUUGAUUCAUCUUCAGCUGCAGUACAGUUUGACGCUAGUAGUACAGAUUUAUUAUCUUUCCAUUUUAUUAAUGCGGUAGGAUGACAUGUAAAUUGCUGCGACUCACCGCGAUGCAUGUCUUUAUCAUUUUUAAAUUUAAUUGUUGCUCGUUCCGGUAUUCUGUUCUGCAUUAUUGUACCCGUUGAAUGCAAACCUAGCUUUUCCAUUUCCUCAACUAACGGAAUAGUUGUAAAAUACCGGUCGUGGUAAAUACAGCUACCAGGGGGAACACUUUUAACUAGGUGUAAGAUAACAGAUGGGCCAAGACCGAGAUUUGACUCACCAAAAGUUGUCUUGGCACCUUUAUAUAUGUCAAAGUCUAACAUUAAUCCAUCAGAUGUGGUAAGAACAAAAUUUUUUAGACCAACAGGCCGGGGUUUAUUUUGUACUACUUGGCGUAACUUACAGCGUCCUGUGAAGGGUAUCAUUUGUUCGUCCACAGAAUAGAAGCCCGGAACCCUUUCCAGUUUAUUACAAGUUUCUUUUACCUUGUUCACCAUGGGCUGCACUUUCCAAAGCGGAUUUUCCCUUUCCUCUGCAGUUGGAGAAUCAGAAUUAACCACAUGAAGUGCGUUACGAACUAUAAGAAACCUGUCUCUUGUCAUCAGGUCACCAAUAAGAGCUAAUCUAGUACCAGCUCUCCAAUACCAUGGUACUCGGGGGUAGGGAAUGCAGCCCAUGUAGAUAUGUAUUGCAAAUAAUUUAGCAAUUUCCACGGCCGUACAUUUGAGUUCACGACCCGUUGAGCGAAAGUGGUAUAAGUUAGUGCAUUCUGAAAUCUUUUCUAAAAACUCAAAGUCAAAAUAGUCGUUAAAAUAUUCAAUGGGACGUCUUACCGGCUUUAUUGGCAAGGUCGGAUAGUCAUGGGUCUUUUCUGAAAAAGCAGUUUGCCUCCAUAUUCUCUGCCUUGAAACCCUAGGUAUUGAUUGUGAUCUUCUUUUACGGGUAGACGAUUUACGACUUGUAGGGGAUCUUGAUCUAUCGUUCGGGACAGAUGUUGAACGAGAUGGUCUUUGACUUGAAGUUCUUGAUUUUCGAAAAGAAGCCCUCGAUGUUAACGCAGAAGGUGACUCAGUCGGUAGUUCUGGUGGCGGCAUCGACAUGCAUGGUUCAUCGUCGAUAAUUUCGUCACCUUGCUUCUCUUCAUGUACAUUUUCUGCAGCAGUUUCUCGAAAUAGAAAGUCUGAAUUGAAUUCUACGUCGUCAUCGUCCAAAUCUUCGAUUUCUGAGAGAUUUCCGCGUUCUAGUAAGUCACAGAUGCUCUCCUCCGUAAGAGGGUGUCCUAAAACAAUAAAAUAAAAUAUUUUUAUAAUACAAAACCCAAAGAAAACAACUGAAUUUCUCAUACCUACACUUUGUGUUAAGUUCACAUACUACAACCGAUAUGCUACGAUCGUGCGAGUUUAAAUUUGGGAGGUUAUUUUUCGCAAAAUAUAACACUAAUGUAAUAAAAACAUAUGACUGAUUGUCAAUCAACUAAUAAUGAUGCUAUAUAAAUAAAAAAGAGUCUCGAUAUUUCGUUAUUUAUAAGGGGUACUUACCGGCGCGGGCGUGCUUGUCAAAAAACGCGGCCAUCCUUCGCACUCUUUCUCGACGACUGACGAGUCCCAACGUGUUUCUAUCCCCCUAAGGUAUAUUUUUCUGUACUCUCAAAUAGACUCACAACCGAUCGACGUCGGUUGCGUUCGCAAAAAUUGUUUUGGUCACAGUGUAGAAUUUUUCAAAGUCAAAACUCACGAUUGUAUGUAUGAUCUCGAGUGUAAGAGCUCGUUCCCACCUGUCGGCUAUCGGAUCCGUAUAUUAAUCGGAUGUCGGCGCCUUUGUUCACACACACGAUCGGUUGUCGGCCACGGUCGAAGCUAGUGCCAAUUUCAAGCACUCUACGCGAGGCGAUUGUGCACGAUGGACGUCGACGAAGCUCUUGUUGUGAUGUAUUAUUAUUUGAGAAGAAAACGAAGAAAGACAGCCAAGGAAAGAAAAUAUUGGGUGCACCCAAUCCUGAGAGAAAGAUUUAGUUUGGGAACAUUUCAGAAUUUAAUAACAGAAUUGAGGAGUGACGAAAUUAAGUUUUUCAAUUAUUUUAGAAUGUCGAUAACUACAUUCAACCAUCUAUUGGCUCAAAUAUCAGUGAGCAUAAACUACCAAAAUACGAGAUUUAGAGACUGCAUUUGUACUGAAGAAAGGUUGGCGAUAUUUUUAAGGUAAUAUAAUUAUACAUAUUAAUUUGUAUAAAGGAAGAGAUAAAACAGUCACUUUUAGUUCACAUAUAUUUAUUGAAAGAAAUAACUUUAAUUUUUUUUAAUUACGAAAACAAAUUAGUGGAGUUAAAUAUUACUAAAAUCUAAGUCCGAAUCUUGAGUAUUACUUGAAUGUAGUGACAAAGUAGGUGAUGCUGGUUCAACGAGUUGGCGUGUCGAAUAUCCAUAUCCACUUGAAGGGAAGAUAUUAUUCUGGUUUAAUGGUGGGUGCACAUUCUGGUUUUGUGACGAAUAUACAGAUUGUUGCACGUGAUCUCUUGAUUGUGAAUGCCAACCAUAGUUUGAUGAGUAUAAACGACUUUCACGCUGCUUUUUAAUAUUUUGAAUCAGUGACAGCACGCCUGAUUGAAACUCUAAAGUUUCAUUAUCGUCAAAAGACGUAACGCUCGGUAGAACACCUUUAAAAAAAGAGAGCAUUGGAUGUUCGUUACUUCUGUCUGACUGUAGCCUGCUAUCUAAAAACUGGCUCAUUUUGUCAUCGAGACAGGAGGUUUUGGGCUUUUUGGAAGUGCUUGGUAAUAGCAGCUCUGAAUUUAUAUCUGUUGUAUUGGCCGCUGAUGCCUCGGGACAUGUAUCUGUUGGACGCUUCUUGACAGAAUCAUGAGUUCGAUUAGGCUCAGCCACUUUUUGCAGAAAACUCAUCUGUUCUUUAUAUAUAUAUGGCUUUGAAAACUUAGCCCCUGCUCCGGAUUUUUUGACGUCAUUUUUAUUUGCUCGCAUCCAGGCAUCUCGUAGAUUCGACCACUUUGUAGAUACUAAUUUACCUGCAAUUACAAUAGGUACAUAUAGAAAUGUUAAUUAUUUUACCUACUUAAUUAUUUUACAGAUAUUGCGCAUCGGGUUGUUCCUUCAAAGAAUUGCACUAUAGUUACAGAGUUGGUGUGUCAACUAUUAGUAAAAUCUGCAAAGAAAUUAGUUCCACUAUCUGGGAUGUAUUAAGAGACGAGUUCAUGCAAAUUCCUGAUAAUGAGCGUAAAUGGUUGGAAAUUGCAAAAGGUUUUGAUAUGAAAGCCAACUUUCCGCACUGUCUUGGAGCAGUUGAUGGUAAGCACAUAAGAGUGGUGAAACCAAACAAUACUGGCUCGAUGUAUUUUAAUUACAAAGAUUAUUUUUCAUUUGUUUUACUAGCCGUUGUUGAUUCAGAAUAUCGUUUUAUUUUUAUGAGUGUUGGCUCGUAUGGAAAAGAAUGCGAUUCUUCAAUAUUCAAGGAGUCAACUAUAUGGAAGAAACUGAAUGAUGGUAGUUUAAAUAUACCAAAACCAAGGCCUCUACAUGCAACACUUCAAAAUGAUAUGCCUUAUGUUCUCGUGGGCGAUGAGGCUUUCCCUCUGUCAACAAAUUUGUUAAGACCUUUUGGAGGCACUCAUUUAGACCACAUGAAAAAAAUAUUUAACUAUCGUUUAAGUCGGGCAAGAAUGUACGUUGAAUGCGCAUUCGGUAUUUUAGCCAAUAAAUGGAGAAUAUUUCAUCGGCCACUGGAUGUCCACCCAGACACGGCUAUCGAAAUUGUAAAAGCGUGUACAGUAUUACACAAUUUUGUAAGAGAAAAGGACGGUCUGAACUUUGAAGAUAUUCAUUAUGCGGCAGAAAAUCCGAUGCAAGAACAAGUACAACUGCAAAACUGUAAUCCACGUGGUGGUCCUAUUGCAAAUUAUAUACGGUCUGAAUUUGCAAACUACUUCGUUUCAACAAUAGGCUCGGUGCCUUGGCAACCAGAAGCGCAUGGUUAAUAUUUAUGUUUUGAAUUUUACGUAUAUUAUUAAAUAAAUAACUUCAAACACUUACCACA
Amyelois transitella is the source of this 9561-nucleotide messenger RNA. It is a transcript of the gene kappaB-Ras, whose product is annotated as NF-kappa-B inhibitor-interacting Ras-like protein. Bases 307 to 948 code for a protein of 213 amino acids. Gene Ontology annotation, biological process: canonical NF-kappaB signal transduction. The transcript has 4 exons. Gene Ontology annotation, molecular function: GTPase activity; GTP binding. The record is from RefSeq and is a predicted model, not a curated record. Lineage: Eukaryota; Metazoa; Arthropoda; Insecta; Lepidoptera; Pyralidae.